Molecule: messenger RNA, 1914 nt
Organism: Pogona vitticeps (central bearded dragon)
Lineage: Eukaryota; Metazoa; Chordata; Lepidosauria; Squamata; Agamidae
Gene: ATF3
Product: activating transcription factor 3
Biological process (GO): regulation of transcription by RNA polymerase II
Cellular component (GO): nucleus
Molecular function (GO): RNA polymerase II cis-regulatory region sequence-specific DNA binding; DNA-binding transcription factor activity, RNA polymerase II-specific
Source: RefSeq, a predicted model, not a curated record
AGGUUCGAAGACGCGCGCCCGGCCAGGUUGCUCCGGCGCUCGCCGCCGCCGCCGCGCCGAGUCAACUCCGGAGAGCGACGAGCCCCGUCCGGCUUUCCCGAGAUCGCCGGGACGAAGAUCCCUCUUCCCUGCUUUCUCCAUCAUUUUGAACUUUUGCCUCUCAAAACUCUCUUUGUGUCGGGGAGGUUUUCCCCCCGGUGUGCGUUUGGUCGGUGUCGCGUUCUCGCUUUCCAAACACUGGAAAGAACGAAAGAAACUCAGAACAGAGUGGGACAAGAAGGAAGGAUCAGCAAAAUGAUGCUCCAGCAUCCGGGCCAGGUGCCUGCUUCCGAAGUCAGCGCAUCUGCCAUCGUUCCAUGCUUGUCCCCUCCAGGCUCACUGAUUUUUGAAGACUUCACAAAUCUCACUCCACUGGUGAAAGAAGAGUUAAGAUUUGCCAUUCAGAAUAAGUGCCUGUCCCACAGGAUGCCCUCCACGCUGGACACGGUUGUGGUUUCCAAUCGGCCCAGUGAAAUAUCCAUUUUAAAAGCAGAGUCUGCACCGGUGGAAGACGAGAGGAAAAGACGACGGAGGGAAAGAAACAAGAUUGCUGCAGCAAAAUGUCGGAAUAAAAAGAAGGAAAAAACUGAAUGUCUGCAGAAAGAAUCAGAAAAACUGGAAACAAUCAAUGCAGACCUGAAGGCGCAGAUUGAGGAGCUGAAGAAUGAGAAACAGCACUUGAUCUACAUGCUGAACCUCCACAGGCCUACAUGUAUCGUCCGAGCCCAGAAUGGUCGGACGCCAGAAGAUGAGAGGAAUCUCUUUAUUCAACAAAUCAAAGAAGGAACCUUGCAAGGCUAAGUGACAGUGAGCAGACAAUGUUCGAUAGCGCAGGCCUCUAAACAUCAGCAAAUGAACCCCUCCCCCGCAAACAUAGCACCCUAAGCCAGAAGCCAUAGAGAAGCUAUCUUGGUAUUUGUGGCCUCCUGUUAGUCACGACAAGGCAGAGGAGGUGACAUGUUGCGAAGAAGAGGAAGAGGAAGAGACUGUGUUAGCUUUGCUGUGAUUCUCACUCCUGAAAAGACUCAACGGAGUUGAAGAGAGGCCACUGCCUCUGCUUCAUGUUUAAGUAUCUGCCAUAGUUGCUAUUCCUAGAAGUUGUACUCAUGACUGCUAAAGACUUGUUAAGCCCUGUUGGCAUCCAGUUCUUGCACUUGAGUUAUUUCUGGUAGAAUACUAGGAUUUGGAAGGAGACACACAUCCAAUGGACUAUCAGGCUGUACGAGAGUCCUGCUCAUCUUUGAGCUGGAGAGGAAGUGUAGAUGGAGUAGUGUUGUUUCUCUCUGUUGAACCUUGUACUUUCAAAAAAAGAGAGAGGUUUGCAACUUUCAGGAUGCUGCCUGCAGUUCUGAAAGGCAUUGCACAAUAACGGGGAAUUACGAUGUUUCUACAACCUAGUGCAAUGUUCUCAACUGAGCGCCCUGCUUGGCUUUUUUGUUAUUGCUGUUUUCCACAGAAACCCUUCCGUGGGUUUUUUGAUGACUCAUGUUACCGGCGAGUUGGAGGAUGAUACGGCAGGCAUUAGUUCCUUGCAGAAACGUUUAUUGAACCACGUCUGAAUUUACCAAAUGAAGAUGGUAUGCCUUUCCACAGGUUUCUUUUAAUAAGGGGUAUUCCCCCUUUGAGAACCCAAGUCAUGAGUCAUAUGUGCAGUAUUCAAAGGAACCUUACAGUGUACAAACCAAGGACAUGACCAACAGAGACGUGAAAUUCAAGGCGCUCUUUGGUUUGUGGUUUGGCAUAUCUCCGACCCUCAGCUUGCAAAUAGUUCCUUGGCAUCACUAUUUUUCUGAGCAAGAAACCAUUGUGGCUAUGCAUUUACUGAUAUUAAUUACUGUAUAUGUGUUGUCAUAUAUACACAGAAUUGGCCAAUGA